Nothobranchius furzeri (turquoise killifish) is the source of this 782-nucleotide messenger RNA. The record is from RefSeq and is a predicted model, not a curated record. NCBI's taxonomy places the organism in Eukaryota, Metazoa, Chordata, Actinopteri, Cyprinodontiformes, Nothobranchiidae.
UUUUAGCUGGUCACGUGGGUCAGCGUGAGUCACAAGACCAACAAUAUGGCUGCCUACUCGACUAGUUACGGCUAGCUGCUAAAAUCCGUUCAAACCACGUUUAAUCGCGUAGAAUCGAAAUAAAGACUGGCUCCGUGAUCAGAUAUCUUUCUAACCAAUAUUAGUGAGAUCAGCAUCAUGGCGACUUCGUUUGUUGUCGGUGAGAAAUUCAGACGUCGUGUGAGAGAGUUGCUGGAGAACCCAAAUUCAGCUCUGCCUCUAGAAUUAAAGGAAGAACUGGAGGGCUUUCUAGAAAAAUGCCAUUCACCAAUUCUAUCGUUCCAAACGGCUCGAAGACUUUACCAACACCUGCAGGACGAAGCUCAUCCUCUCUACCUGUAUGAGUUCCUGGAGGACAGCUCACUGCACCUCCCUGAAGCUGUCAAGCCUCCCAGAAACCCUGAGCUGGAGGCACGACUGGAGAGAAUCAAAGCCAGACUGGCAAACGAGGAAUACAACAAGAUGACUCGGAACGUUAACACCCAGAGGGUGAUCUCAGCUGUGAUCGUGGCAUCCGUGGUUGGGCUGGCUGAGCUCUAUGUCCUGGUCCGGACCAUGGAAGGAGAACUUGGGGAACCAUAGCACCUUACAAUACAUUUUUAGGUUAUUUGUAAUUAUCAUUAUUGUUGUUGUUAGUGAAAUGGUUUGAAUUCUCUUUCCUUUUUAAAUGUUUGUUCGUCCUGCUUUUGUAAUGUCUCCUUGGCUCUGCUUCGUUAAAUAAACCAAGCUCUUCCUUAAUAAAA